UGAGCUCAGCCCAGCCAGACGCGCAGGCGGGGAAGCCCGUCCUCCGCGGCGAGUCCGGCGCCUCAGCCUCCCAUUUGUGCCAGUGCAGCGGAGCGUGCGGCGGCCGAGACGUAGCCGGGCGGAAGUGACGGCCGCUUCACCUGCUGGGCUUGCGAGGGUCGGGCCGAAGAGUGUCCGUCGGGAAUUGACUCGGGAGCCACUGCUGCUGCUUCUCCGGCUGGCUUGUCCCCGCCAUGGAGUCCCCGCUGCUGGCGCGCUUGCUGUGGAGUCUGCUGUUUCUGUGCGCAGAUCUCACUGAGGGCGUAACAAUAACAUCAACUGAACAGACGAUGGUAACAAAGGCUCUAGGAGAGAAGGUUGCUUUGCUCUGCCAGUUUACUCUUGCAGCAGGAGAUGAAGGACUACUUGACAUUGAAUGGGUUGUCUUGGAGCCAAAAAAGGAGCAACCAGUAAUUAUGUUCAGUCAGAACACGGUUUAUGACAAGUAUCAUAUGGCUGGGCGGGUACAGUUUGUUAAUCAGAACCCAGCUGAUGGAGAUGCAAGUAUUGAUAUCCUGAACUUACAGCCAGCUGAUACUGGCACGUACCAGUGUAAAGUGAAGAAGGUUCCUGAUAUGCAGACCCAUAGAGUUCAGCUGAUGGUACUUGAAAAACCCCAAAAGACCAAAUGCUAUGUCGAAGGAUCGCAAGAGAUUGGAACUGAUGUUACUCUGAAAUGUAACUCCCAAGGAGGAACUCCGAUUAUAAGCUACCACUGGGGGAAGAUGAGUAAAGAAGGACUUCCGGACAGAUCAUCACUGAAUUCAGAUACAGGUGAUCUUUUGAUUAAAAAUGCUUCUCGGGCUUCCUCUGGCACAUACAAAUGUGUAGCUUCCAACAGAGUUGGUGCAGAUGAGUGUUCUCUUGUGCUGAAUGUCACCCCUCCGGUGAAUAGAGCUGGAACCAUUGCUGGAGCUGUAAUAGGGACUCUUUUGGGUCUCUCUUUACUAGCUUUUAUAAUCUUCUGUUGCUGCAAGAAACAAAGAGAGAAGAAAUACGAAAAAGAAGUGCAACAUGAUAUAAGAGAGGAUGUUCCUCCUCCGAAGAGUCGUGGUUCAACAGCCCGAAGCUAUAUAGGGAGUAAUCGCUCUUCUUUGGGUUCAAUGUCUCCUUCCAAUAUGGAUGGAUAUGCCAAGACUCAAUACAACAAAGUACCAAGUGAAGACUUUGAGCGUACUCCUCCUCAGAAUCCAAAUUUUCAACCACCAAAGUAUGGCCACGCAUGCAGGAUGGGUGACAUAACAGUGGUAUAAACUUGAAGAAACAACUUGUUUGUCAUGAAUUUCAAGUUACGGAACAAAUGAAGUACUGUGUAUUUUGUCAUAACUUUUAGAAUCUACAGACAAGAUGGUAAUGUAGACUAAAUUUAUAUUGCAGGUAGCAUUUUGCCUGCUGAAUGUUUACAACAUGUUUUGCUUUAAAGAUUUCUUCUAUUGUAAUAGUCCUAGACAUGAAUAUGUGGGAAAAUAUGAAGGUUAACACUGGAUCUGCAUACAAAUUUAAAAGAUCAACCCAGUUAACAAUGUAGCUCAUAUUUUUGGUGGUUAAUUAAUUCAAUCUAUUUGCUUACAAUGUAUGAAAUUACACUUAGCAAUGAAUUAGUAUGUUUGAAGCAACAUGUGCCUUCCAUACUGUAUAUUUUGGUGCUGUCUUUUUUAAUCUUCUGAUUUUUUAAAACAUAAACACGCCUUUUUUAAAUACUUGUGCUUUGUAACACUUAAUAAAAUUUUGUAUGAUUAUACCUUACAUGUACAGCACAUGUUUAUCCACUGAAGGUGGGAACUAUUGUAAUGACCAUUGAUUUCUAUGAUUUGCAUUGUAAUUUUAAGUGUUGUGCUCUUAAGAUUUUUUUUUUUGCAGUGAACCUGCUGACUGCUUCUUAGAUAUUGUCAUUACUAGCACUUUGAUUUGGGUCUUGAAACAAAUAAGAAGCCAGUGCAAUUGAAUAAUAUGUUCACCACCAACUUUCCUUCUCAGGAGGUGAGCCCACAGAAUUCUGUAUUGGCUGAUAUAGCACUGCAGGAAGAAUAGGCUGGAGACCUCUGGCUUACAAGACAUAUAUGGACCACAGGCCCUCUCCAUUCAGCCUUGGGCCUCCUCUCCCCUGCCCUUCUGCCCCAGUCCCAUUCAGCAAGCUGGAUUGAAAAAAGCUACCCAUUACUUCCACUAAGAAGCAUUUUUUUCCAAGCCUAAUGCCCUCCAGAAGGCUAUUUAGGAGGGUUACAGUUGUAGAGGCAGGGCUUAGCCCUUCCUUCCUUCCUUCCUCCACAAAGAUCACACCACCCCUCUGGCAAGACUCCUAAUACCUUUCUCAAUACUUUGUGUGUAUAAGAGAAUAUGAAUGGAGGGGAACGGAGGCACAUGAUGUGUGAAUGUUUGUGAAUUGGUGUGUGUGGGAAUAGAGAGAGAGAGAGAGAGAGAGAUGGUAGCACUGCCCAUUUUAGUAGUGGUCCUGCCCACCAUUGGCAUGCAGCCCCAGGAGUUCAUCCAUGAGGGAAUUUGUUCCUGAAAGGUGUUUCCACCACACCUUGUAGCUUGCACCUUGCACGUUCAUCUAGAUGGGUAGAUCUGUUGACUCUCUAUCCCAGGCAUCCCCAAACUUCGGCCCUCCAGAUGUUUUGGGCUACAAUUCCCAUCUUCCCCGACCACUGGUCCUGUUAGCUAGGGAUAAUGGGAGUUGUAGGCCAAAACAUCUGGAGGCCGGCAGUUUGGGGGUGUCUGCUCUAUCCCAUGGGUAGGCAAACUAAGGCCCGGGGGCUGGAUCCAGCCCAAUCGCCUUCUAAAUCCGGCCCGCGGACGGUCUGGGAAUCAGCGUGUUUUUACAUGAGUAGAAUGUGUCCUUUUAUUUAAAAUGCAUCUCUGGGUUAUUUGUGGGGCAUAGGAAUUCAUUCAUUUUCUUCUUCAAAAGAUAGUCUGCCCCCCCCACAAGGUCUGAGCGACAGUGGACCAGCCCCCUUUUUAAAAAUUUGCUGACCCCUGCUCUAUCCCUAAACUGACCCACCACUACAGUUUCUGUCUUGCCUGGAUUAAACUUCUGCUUCUUGGCACUUAACACCACUUAAAUUAGCAUUAUGUGCUAGAUGUUGGCCUCUGUUAGCUUUUAGGGGCUAAAACUUGGAUUGAGAUUGAAACAAGACCUCUGCUGGUUCAAUCUUACCUAAAUUGCCUUUAGACCCUUUUUUCUUUUUGUAAAAAGUGAAAAAUACAUUUAAUUAAUAAAUAAAAAAUAAUGAAUUCUAAAAUUUAUUUAUUCCAACAGGCCUUUGGGUGGGAAGUUAAUGACUUGGUCAGAUUCUGAUACUUGUUUACUGGUACUACUGACUCUGCCAUAUUUUUUUAUCUGUUUCUGUUUUUAUUGUUUGUUCAAUGAUUUGUAAUUGAUAUAUAUAUUUUCGCUUUAAUUUCUUGUACCUUGCCCUUGUACUACGUGAAGAAAGGCAGGCUAGAAACAUUUUUAUUAAAAAUUAAAAUAAAUAAAAUUAAGAUUAAAAUAAACAAAAUAUAGUCUUUUAAAUAGCUUCUAUAUACAGUAAAUAAUAACAAACUGAAGGACCACAUCUCAGUGGUAGAGCAGCUCUGGCUUGUAUGUCCAUUCCUUGGUAGCCCUAGGUAGGGCUGCCUGAGAUUCCUGUCUGAAACCCUGGAAAAUAGCUGCCAGUCAUCAUCUUGUACGGACCAGUGUCCGAAUCUAUACAAGGCAGCUUCAUAUGGAGUCUCAGAUUACGCUUUUAGCAAUUUGGUUGCCACUGUAUACAUUUUCUAUAGUUCACAUAGCAACGUGAUGUUAUCUGCAAUUAGACCUUGGAACUUGAAAGAUGUGCUAGGGAACUGAAGAUGAACUUUUCAGUGCAUCUUCAACACUUGUAUCUUCCAUCAUACUGAGAUUUGAAGCAUUUUUUACUCAUUUUAUUUUACUGUAAUAGUCAUAUUCCAGACCCUGAGCUGAUAUAAACUAAUUUUAGCAUGACCUUUCCGUCGAAUGCUUUGGGGAUGCUUCUAUUUAAGUUCAUAAGGUACCUUACCAUUCUAGCCCAUCCUUCAGUACCAGUAGGGACAUUGAGGUGUUGCCAGUUUGUAACAUUGUUAGGCUGAUUCACGUUUAAUGUAAAUCUAGGUGAUGAAUGAAGGGAGGAGGAAGAUUGGAAGUGGUUAGAAAUAAACAGGAUGAUCUUGGUAUUUGAAGCCUGCUGUGUGGAACAAAAAAAGUGCCUUGCUGUCCAUGAUGUUUGUUCUGAAUAACAGAUAAAGAGGUAGUUUGACAUAGCACAUGAUUUGACCCCAAUAUUUCUACUAUAACAAAUAGGUGCUUGGAAUGGUUUAUGAUGAUGUGUCAUCAGCAAAGCAUCACUAAAUCCUGUUGGGUCUGGGUUUUGCAGAAAGGAAUAUCAGUAAGAAUAUUUCGGCUGGGGAUGUUAGGGCCCUCUCAAACAUUACAAAGCUAACACUGGGGUCACUAAACUUGAGUGCACUGUGGACUGAUUUUAUGAUUGUGUAAAAGCAAUAGAGAAGUCAACAAUAUAAAAAUAUCAGAAUAAAUACAUCUACUGUGGUGAUCAAUACCUCCUGAAUUUUGAGGGAUGAAAUUAGUUUCCCAAGGAGGCUUUAGGCAGCUUCUAAAAAAAAAUAAAGUUUUGUAUGACUUGCUGAAGAAGCAGGAGGUUGUUUUUUAAAAAAUGUUUUUAUUGAAGAAAUAGAUUUUUUAAACAAUACAAAUUACCAAUAACAUAGCCAAUUACAAUUUCCCCCCUUUUUUCCCUCCCAUCCCUCCCUCUCCCACCCUCUAAGGACUUCCCUCAGCUUCCCUCUCUGAUUUGUUUGUACAUAUUGUUUUCUGCAUGUUACAAAAUUGUACAUUGCCUUAUCUAUCAUAUGUUCUGCUAAUAAAUUGUGGGUGUUUAUUCAAAACA
Messenger RNA from Zootoca vivipara (common lizard), 4946 nucleotides. RefSeq names its product CXADR cell adhesion molecule (gene CXADR). Gene Ontology annotation, molecular function: cell adhesion molecule binding. Gene Ontology annotation, biological process: homotypic cell-cell adhesion. Gene Ontology annotation, cellular component: intercalated disc; bicellular tight junction; basolateral plasma membrane. Lineage: Eukaryota; Metazoa; Chordata; Lepidosauria; Squamata; Lacertidae. The record is from RefSeq and is a predicted model, not a curated record.